Folsomia candida is the source of this 963-nucleotide messenger RNA. Its product is annotated as myb-like protein A. Lineage: Eukaryota; Metazoa; Arthropoda; Collembola; Entomobryomorpha; Isotomidae. The transcript is spliced from 3 exons. The record is from RefSeq and is a predicted model, not a curated record. Bases 455 to 937 code for a protein of 160 amino acids.
AAUUACUUUUAUAUUACAACAAGUCUAUGCUAAUUACCCAAAUUCCGUUGGUUCAACCGUCAUUCAGUCCCGAAUCGAUGCAAGCCAAGAUCAUGGUCAAGUGAACCAGGGGAUUGACAUUCAUCUCAUCUAUCUGUCCCAUGAAGUCAGCAGCCUCCCUCCCAACUUAUCCCCACAAUCUGAAAGGUGGUCAUGGUCAAGGCCUACAAAACAGAAAUUAUUACUCCCCAGUCUCCAGGAAAGGGCCAUCUGCUACAAACCCCAUCAUGUCAAAGUUGUCCUGACCACGUUCAUCGUUAAAGGCGUCGUAUUCUUGGGGACAAUUCUCUCUCUGACGUUGAUCAAUACAAUUUCAUACUAUGUCACCACGACCGUGAUAACUAUUGCGUCCACGAUACCGUGUCUUCUUCCACGCCCAAUUAUAGUCUCCUCAGUCGUAUCAUCUCCUCCCACAAUGAGGACGACGAUUCCCACAACCACCACGACGACGACGACGACUACAACGACGACAACGACCACCCCACCACCCACAACGACGCCUGGGAAUAUCGUAAUUGUUACUUGUCCCCCCUGUUGUGGGAGGAGUGCGAAAUCCAUGUCGCCAUUUAAGGAAAUGUCGAGAAAUACGAAUCAAGCUGAGGAUUUGGUGUUUACGAUAUUUUCUAAUAGUGGGAAAGACUCCUCCUCUUGUGCAAAGAGAUUGCUGUGCGAAUUAAAACAAGUUGUGAAAAAUGGUCACAAGGAUGAAGGAAAUCGGGAAAAUAUUUCCAGGAUUAUGCAGAGAGCCCUUAGUCGUUUGGAAUCUGCAGAAAGGAGAAACGAAAUGUUCAAGUUAAUUUUUUUCAUGGAAGAUCACACUGAUCACAGUCAAAAAUGUGACAGUUCUCCAUGCGAAAGUGAUGAUAAAAGCAUUGAAUCCCUUCUGAAAAUUGUUUGAAUAAAAAUUAUGUGAUUUUUAUAAUA